Molecule: messenger RNA, 3791 nt
Organism: Melanotaenia boesemani (Boeseman's rainbowfish)
Lineage: Eukaryota; Metazoa; Chordata; Actinopteri; Atheriniformes; Melanotaeniidae
Gene: arvcfa
Product: ARVCF delta catenin family member a
Exons: 16
Coding region: 300-2993 (897 amino acids)
Biological process (GO): cell-cell junction assembly; cell-cell adhesion
Cellular component (GO): plasma membrane; nucleus; adherens junction
Molecular function (GO): cadherin binding
Source: RefSeq, a predicted model, not a curated record
AGAGAGAGAGAGAGAGAGAGAGAGAGAACGUCUGUGUUGAGUAAAUGUGAGCAUGGUGCGACUAGUGUGUGUUUGUGAGAGAAAAAAGAGACAGAGAGUGUGUGAGAGCAGGAGAGAGAGAGAAGGAGAGAAAGAGAGUACGUGUGUUGGUGGGAGCUCAGAGGAAGGAUGGCUGCUCAUGUUUAAACUGCCUCACAUGCUCAAAAGGAGGCAAAAAUUCAGCAGAGGCAGAGAAACACACGUCUCACUGGGGGACGCAUCUUGUUCAUCAUUUGAGGGAAAGCAGAAAAGACUUAGCAAUGCCUGCUGAAGUGAAGGAGGAGCAGAGUUUGGAGGGCCCUCCUCCAAUCCCUCUAUCCCAGGAAGUCAAAGAGGUAUCCCAGGACAACCCAGCCAUCACUGAUGAACUGGACACGCCCACUUCCAUCGCCUCUGUGAUUACCUCAACCAAUGAAAGCUCCACAGAGACUGACACUCCACAGCAGACAGACACUGAGGAGUUCAAGGCUGUGGAACAAGAGGGUGAAAAGGUACCGGAUGAGACUCGUGAAACCUUAGAGCUGCAGCAGGAGAACGUCCACACAUCAGAUGCACCUGAUCUUACAUCAGCACUGGUGGUUCAAGAAAACACUUCCACUGAACAACCCAGUUCUGAGACAAAGGCUGAGUCUUCUGAAUCUGUUACACUGACCACAACAACAAGCUCCACCACCACUACUGCAUCAGUUCCACAGUCUCAGCUGGUGCUACAGCCUGGAGAGACUCAGCCAGUGAAACCAGAGAGCCAAAGCAGAGUAUACACCCUUCCUGAGGCCUACAGAGGCAUGGGGGGGGACCUCUGUGCAGGAUAUGGAAGCCUUUCUCGCUUUACCCUCCACGGCUACCUGCCCACCAAAAACUUCCAGCCUGGGGCUCACUACACCUUACCCUUUCUCAGGGAUAGCUUCGCCCCCAGCAGUCUCAGCAACCAGACAGAGGAGGAUAGAGAAAACCUUCUGGACAUGAAGACUGACCACCCAGCUGCCAGUUAUUCAACUCUAGGUGGAAUCCACCAGUUCAGACCAAUUACCACCAUGGAGCUCCUCAGAGAGCCCUCGAGAACCAGGAGUGGCUAUGAUGAUGCUUUCAUGGCCCAGUUUGAGGGGAACCUAAAUCCUUUCUUCCAGGCGAUGUGCCGAGCACAGACCUUGCAGAUGCCCCACAAGAGGAGCAGCAUGGUAAGCCUAGACAGCAUCCGAAGAGACCCACGCUGGAGAGACCCCAACUUGCACGAGGUGAUCUCAAUGCUCAGCCACCCGAUGGAUCCUGUCAAAUCCAAUGCUGCUGCUUAUUUGCAGCACUUGUGUUAUGAGAAUGACAGAAUAAAACAGGAGGUCCGCCAGCUGAACGGGGUGCCGAUCUUGGUGGAACUGUUGGACCAUCCUAAAGCUGAAGUUCAUCGCAAGGCCUGUGGUGCUUUGCGCAACAUCUCAUAUGGAAAAGACCACAACAACAAAAUGGCCAUCAAGAAUUGUGAUGGCAUCCAAGCUUUAGUUAGAUUGUUGAGGAAGACCAGCAGCAUGGAGAUCAAGGAGUUAGUCACAGGCACUCUGUGGAACCUCUCUUCACAUGAGCCACUCAAGAUGACAGUCAUCAACCAGGGACUUCAAACACUGACUGAUGAAAUCAUCAUCCCGCACUCAGGCUGGAGGAGGAGAGACUCAGCUGACUCUUCCAAACUGCAGAGUGCUGAGUGGACCACCGUCUUUAAGAACACCUCUGGAUGCCUGAGGAAUGUGAGUUCAGAUGGGGCAGAGGCUCGACAGAGAUUGAGGGAGUGUGAUGGAUUGGUGGCUGCACUCCUUCAUGCCUUGCAGUCUGCAGUCAUCAACAAGGACACUGACAAUAAGUCUGUGGAAAACUGUGUCUGCAUCCUUCGAAACCUGUCCUAUCAUGUUCACAAAGAGAUACCGGGAGCCGAGCGAUGUGUGGAGUCCCACACUGGUCACCUGAUGAGAUCAGUGGGGCAUCCAAAAAAGAAGAAUGAGCCUGAGUGUUUUGCUGGGAAAAGACCCAAAGAAGAGUGGUUUAGUCAAGGUUGGAAAAAUGGAUUAAUGGACAGAAAGUACAGUACAUUGGAUUUGCCAAAACGUACAGAACUAUUGAAAGGCUUGGAGCUACUGUACCAGCCAGAGGUGGUGAGGCUUUACCUCUCUCUUCUCACCUGCAGUCACAACCACAACACGCUGGAGGCAGCAGCUGGAGCGCUGCAGAACCUCGCAGCGGGACACUGGGCCUGGUCCAGCUACAUUCGAGCGACAGUCAGAAAAGAGAAAGGCCUUCCUAUUCUGGUGGAGCUGCUGCGCUCCGAAGUGGACAAAGUGGUGCGAGCUGUAGCCAUUGCUCUUCGCAACCUGGCCAUUGACAAAAGGAAUAAAGACUUAAUCGGGAGCUAUGCUCUGCGGGAUCUCGUGGGUAAUUUGCCGUGUGGGCAGCAGCACCCAGCGAAGAACCUUGAGGGAGAUACGGUGGUGUCUAUUCUGAACACAGUUCAUGAGAUCAUCACAGAUAACCCUGACAAUGCUCGAGCACUCAUACAAGGUCAUGCUGUGCAGAAACUGGUCGCCAUCAAUAAGUCAAGCCAAUCAGUUCGGGAGACAAAGGCAGCUUCCCAUGUACUUCAGACAAUAUGGGCCUACAAGGAGCUGAGAAGCACUCUGAACAAGGCAGGUUGGAACAAGAGCCACUUUAAGCCCACAUCUGUUGAAACAACUAAAAAAUCCAAGAGUGGAAAGCAAAGCAGUGAUGACAUCACCUUGCCUCUCAUGGACAAAAACCAAGAUGUAUAUUCCACUUUAGAGCCAAAUGAUAGAGUUGGAGAUGGAAAGGGGCCUCCUGUUGUAGAACGAGACUCUCUGCAGGCGAUAAGUGAGAGAAAACACUUCAUCAGAGCUGGCAGGCCUGCAGUGGGCCUCAUGGAUAACAAACCUCCACCGCUGGACUCUUGGGUGUAAACGUAACAGCAUGUCCUGUCCACCCAGUUAAAUCCUGUAGAGACACUUUCCACUGGUGAAAUGCUGAUCUGUGCCAUCUGAUCAUUCUUGUACAGACAAACACAGCCAGUUAAAAAAAAGAGAACAACUUCUUUGUUUACAGGACUUAGUGUGCCAAACAUUUACAUGUAUUUAUUAUGGAGAUUAUAUGACUUUAUGGAUUUAUCAUUUAGGAUGAUACACUGUAAGUCUGCAACUCAUGACUGAUUAUGUGAGAUAUAUGAAUUAACCCAAAUAUGCAAACUGUGGUGAAUCAUGACUCCAAAGAAUAUAUGACAUGAACAAUUUGAAUUUUACUGCUUAUCUAAGAUAUACUUCUACUUUGUUAAACUAAUAAGAUCUAAAAUGGCAUGUGGAUUUUUUGUUGUCCACCUCCAAUAUUCAAGGGUUCCGAUCUAAAAUAAGUUAUUUUUUCUUGAGGGUCCGAAUCAUUAAGGAUUAGGACUUACAUUACCUUAACAAAACAAAUGAUUUACAAUUGAGUUUAUUCUUAAUAAAUCAGAGUAGACUGUCAGGUCAUUCAUUCUCUGUAAGUCUUUUAUCGCAGUUGUUUCAUGAUAGGGAGAAUGAGAUUGUACAUGUGUAACAAAGGACUGUUAAUAUUGCAAAUGAAGGCAUUUAUAUUGUAAUGUUUAUAGUAAUACCCAUGUUAUUAAUUAGGAGUUAUUUAUGUGUAUUAGCCGAUACCGAUAAGUGAUACAGCUCUGCUUUGCAGUGGUCCUUUUUGCAUUGCGAUGUUGAAUGAAAAUGAAAAUAAAU